AUGGGACCAGUUGGGGCACCUGUACCCGGACCGACAAAUGUUGUCAUCCUCAACAAGAUCCCGCCAGCGGUGACAGAGCAACAGAUUGCGACCGGAGCCGGGCGACCGGAUGAGGUUCUGCAGGUGAGCUUCCGUCCGGCAGAUCCAGAGGGACCUGGUUGGGCCAUUCUCGCGUUUGCCACGCCCGAGAUUGCCAAGUGGCGGUCCAUCUGUGGCUUCGGCCACCCAGGCACCGUCGAACGAGGCUUGUGGAAGGGGAUGAUUGUGGGUAUCGACAACGUGCUGCUGGAUGUCGUGGUGUCCAUAGACGAUGAGCCCGACAUCCUGAAGCGCUACCAGGUCGAAGCGAACACACAAUGCUUGGCGGAGGAGAGGCACAUGCCGUUGGUGAAAGACAUGCUGAGCAGAGCCGAGGCUGGCAAAGCCAGUACGACACCUGGCGGCGUGAUCGCCAACAGUCUUCGAGCCGGUUCCUGGUGGUUGAAGAGACAGGCAGACUGUCAGCAGCCACGAAGAAUCAUGUUGGGCAUGGUUGGACACGAUGCUGCCGGAGACAGGCUGCAGACAGAGCUCUCAGCGGCUGGAGUUGAGCCCAUGCUGGGCCGACCCGCAAGGAAAGAGGAGCCCAACGACAACCUCACCAACACCAGCGGUGUGUGUUGUUGCCUAUUGGCAAACAAGGCUCGCACGAUGGUGACACAUCUUGGCAUCAGCAAAACUCUCCAUUUAGAUGGUAAGACAGAAGGCUUCGCCGGAUGGAUCAGCCGGAUGGAGAUGCUGCAGGCAUCUGUCAAGACUGCAGCACCGCAGGCAUGGGUUGCAGUCACCUCCGGGUUUUAUGUCCAAGCAGAUCCUGAAGGAGCGGAUGCCAUGCUCGCCUGGUGCUCCAAGCCCCAUGUUGCCGCCGGUGGCGGUCGAAUUCUGCCCGUCUUCGCGAUCACCGUGGGGGCUGAGUGGUGCACGGACAUCGCCUGUGUCCAGGAGGCUGCUCGCUCGGCGGACUUCACUUUCGCCAACGAAGUCGAGGUUAUACAUCUGGCAUCAUCCGUUUGCAAGGCCGCGUCCAAGCCUGCCCCCGAAACCUACGAGGAUGCAAUGGCAGUGAUUGCGAGAUGGAAGCAGCGAGGUUGGAUGAUCGGCACUCGCGGCUCGAAAGGUGUGGGCUGCAUCCGGUCAAAGUCAGACGCCUCGCUCUUCCAAGUGCCAGUUCCACCAGUGUCCCCGGAGGAGUUCGUCGACGAUGUGGGUGCUGGGGAUUCCUUCAUGGGCGGCUUUCUUGAAGCCAUCUGGCAGAGCCUGGCAGCACUUGCUCAAGAAGAAGCCGUCGAUUCCUCUGAAAGUCCGGGUAAGCGAAAGCUUGAGGACAGACGUGGAGCACAGUGGAGUGUGGAACAGCUGGCAGCUCUUCCGGUGCUUUCUACAGGAUGUGCCCUUGGCCUCCAAGCUGACAGACGACAACAUGAAGGACGCAGUGCGCGCCGGUAUCACAGCAGCUGGUGCCUGCAUCAGGUGUUCUGGAUGCCAGUUUGCUGGGCAGCACGUGAUCGACUUGAUGGGAAGCCCCUGGUAGGGACUUCAACGAUCGUCGAUGCUGCCCUCGGCGAGGGCUUGCUUGGCAAAGUUCGGAGCACCAACGAUCAGGACAGCCCAUGGAAGGAAGCCAGGACGAAGGAGGGUCAGGUCUACUACUAUCAUGCAGUAACACGGCAAACUCUGUGGAUCAAGCCACCGCCGGAGUUUCCUUCUGCUGCACAGAUGAUGGCAGGCAGAGGUGCGCAGAGAUCGGCAAAUCCGGGAGUUCAGGCGCAAGCAGCUAUUAGAGCAGCGCAAGAUUCUGUUGCGGCAGCGCAUGGAAACAGCGAGCCCGCGGGCUCAACGACCUCUGGCCCUGUUGGUGCCAAUCUUUUCGUCUACCAUAUUCCAAACAGUUGGGAUGACCACAUCCUUCGCCAGCACUUCGAGCAUUUCGGAAAGAUUCUGAGUUGCAGGGUUCAGAAGGACGACAGCGGCCGGCCCCGCGGCUUCGGGUUCGUAUCCUUCGAUGCACCCGCGUCGGCUCAGGCUGCCAUUGCAGGGAUGCAUGGCUUCCCGGUGGAAGGCAAGUGGUUGAAGGUGCAGCUAAAGAAAGGUGAUGAGCAGCAGAUCGAGCAGGCGAAGGAGCAAGUUGGGGGCAUGCCGGGCGUGACCACGCAGGGACUCAAUCCGCCACCGGCUGCCCCUCCGGCUGCUCCUCUUGCCCCGCCGGCUGCUCCGCCCCCCGCGCCCCCAGCGCCCCCGGCACCUCCAGCGCCUCCGGCGCCUCCUUCACAGGGUGACCGGCUCCGUGAGGCUCUGCUCGGCAAGCCCCCCCCGAUGCCGAUGGGCCUAGGUCUAGGUGAUGCCAAAGGUGCAGAUGGAAAAGGUUUUGGCAAGAAGGGAUGCUUUGGUGGCAAGGGCGAUGGACCGAAGGGAUUUGGAGGAGAUGGUGGAAAGGGCUUUGGAUUUGAUGGUGGUAAAGGCUUUGGCUGCGGCUAUGGCAACGACUUCGGCAAGGGCGGCAAUGAUUUCGGCAAGGGCGGCAAUGAUUUCGGCAAGGGCAGUGGUGCUGAGAAAGGCUUUGAUGGAUUUUCUAGCUUCGCGAAGAAGGGCGGCAAGGGCAUGCGUCCAGGUCCCUACUGA
Molecule: messenger RNA, 2658 nt
Organism: Symbiodinium sp. CCMP2592
Lineage: Eukaryota; Dinophyceae; Suessiales; Symbiodiniaceae
Source: the annotation of a GenBank genome assembly